Messenger RNA from Photinus pyralis (common eastern firefly), 5965 nucleotides. It is a transcript of the gene shg, whose product is annotated as DE-cadherin. The coding region runs from base 323 to 4702 and encodes 1459 amino acids. Gene Ontology annotation, molecular function: cadherin binding; calcium ion binding. The record is from RefSeq and is a predicted model, not a curated record. Lineage: Eukaryota; Metazoa; Arthropoda; Insecta; Coleoptera; Lampyridae. Gene Ontology annotation, cellular component: adherens junction; plasma membrane; catenin complex. Gene Ontology annotation, biological process: multicellular organism development; calcium-dependent cell-cell adhesion; homophilic cell-cell adhesion. The transcript has 15 exons.
GUCAGUCACUGCUAAAUGAAACGAAAGAAAGCAGUAAACAGAGGCAUUCUCUGUUAGUAUUAGUUGUACAUUUCUUGUUUAUUAUUUCAUUAUUACGGUUAUUUUUGAGUUAGUAAAUCGUUUUGCGAUGUUUUUAAUAAAUGAAGUCGGCAUUAAGAGGUGGCUAUUUAUACGUUUUGUUAUAAGUGUGUAAGAUGAAUGAACUUGUUGAAAAUGUCGCUGUUUUGUGCGUGAAGUCUGCAGCUUCUAGUGAUAAAUUAUAAACGGAUUUAGUUAUUUUAUAUUUAUAAACGAAAGUGCUUUAAAGGGUGCCUUUUAUACGAUGGCUGGUAUUAGAAAUAGAACCCCAUUUGUACUUCUUUUGUACGUAAUUCAAGCGAACUCAUUUUCAAAUUACGACAACGAAACAGGUUUCGGUUACAGUCCAAUACCAAAUACGAGUGUUUACUCCCAAAAGCUCAGCAUAGUCGACACUGAUUUGAAGGACAACCAUAAGCCAGAAUUUAAAGACUGUUCUAAUUAUAAGCCUACAUUAAAAGAGGAGCAACCUCGAGGAACGUUCGUGAUCAAGGUUCAUGCGAUCGACAAAGAUCCGAAAGACGCCGGGGGAACGGUAACAUAUAAAAUUGUUCUGGGAGAUGGUGUUCGGAAGAAUUUUGAUGUCGACGAACAUACUGGCGAAAUUACGACAAAUAGCGUGUUUGACAGGGACGAACCGAGUAGGCAAAAGGAGUUAUAUAUUAGUGUUAUUGCAACUGACAAUGGUAGACCUCUUCUGGCGGAUAUUUGCACGUUUAAAGUGACCAUCGAAGAUAUAAACGACAAUGACCCUGUAUUUGACCAAGCUAGUUACAAAGAGCAAGUGGCUGAGGAUCUAAAGGAGAACGGUGAAGUAAUGAGGGUGCUCGCGUACGAUUACGACGAUGGAGAAAAUUCCAGACUGACUUACGACCUGAUAUCGAAACACUACAAUAACGGCGAUCCAAAAGAAUAUUUUAGAAUCGAUCCUAAAACUGGGGUGAUUUAUUUAAAAAAAUCGCUCAACAAGAAAAAGGACGAUAUUUUUCAUAUGCAAGUAAGCGUACAGGAUCACGGUAAUCCACCGAAAAGCGCCCUCGCUGAUGUGGACAUCGAAGUUGUCGACUCACGUAAAAAGGCUCCGGUCUUUGAGAUAUAUCCGAAAAAUCCCAUCACACUCAAGGAAGACUUCUAUGACUUCGACGAGAAAAUAGCGGUCUUUAAAGCAAGGUCAAACACUGAACAAACAAGUUUACAAUUUGAACUGCUUAAGGGUAAAACAACCCAGACAAAUAAGGACCAAACUUUCAAGCUUACCCAAGAAGGUGAAACAGAAGCGUAUAUCUCUCUCGCGCGCAAUUUGGACUACGAAAGGGUCACCGAAUAUCAGCUGACCGUUCGAGUUACAAAUAAAGAACAAGCGGCGUCCGUCACCUUUGAAAUUAAAAUAGAAGACGUAAACGACGAAAUCCCGACGUUUAUAGACUCCGUUACAGGUAGUGUGUUAGAAAAUGAACAGCCCGGUGCUCAAGUUAUGCAGGUUAGAGCAAUCGAUAAGGACGGAACCUCGGCGAAUAACAUUGUUAGUUACGAAUUGCAAAACUUCAAAGACUUAUUUAAAAUUGACGAAAAGACUGGUAAAAUUACGACUUUACAAAUGUUUGAUCGGGAAGCGGAAGAUUUUUACAACGUUCUCGUCGUCGCCAAAGAUAAUUCUCCUAGUGCAAUUUUAAAAAACAAACUGGAGCCGAACUCUGCAAGUCAAGCAUUUCGAAUUACCAUCGAAGAUCGUAACGAUAAUAAACCUCAAUUUACAAAUAGCACGUACGUUGCCGAUAAUAUUCUCGAAACAACUGACAAGGGAAAAGAUGUAAUCGAAGUCAAAGCGGUAGACAAAGAUACCGCUUCCCUUAUUGUUUAUAGCAUCAUUGACGGCAAUAUCAACGACGCAUUCACCAUUGAAAAUACGACUGGUAGAAUUAGAGUUAACAACAAGUUAGAUUUUGAAACGAUAGAACAAUAUAAAUUGAUAGUUCAGGCGAGUGACGGUAUUUAUAUGGAUUCGGCGAAGGUUAUCAUUAAUAUUGGCAAUGUCAAUGAUGAACUGCCCGUUUUUGAGGAGUACAACAAGAAUAUUACCAUUGAAGAAGAGAAAAUCAUCGAAGGAUGCAUCUUAAAUUUGAGAGCUUACGAUCCUGACAUUAAAGAUCGCAACGCCGACCAAAAUAUUGUGUACAAAAUAAUGGACAAUCAAAAAAGCUUUUUGAGUAUUAACAAUGCUGGCUGCGUUUCCCUUAUAAAGGCGCUGGAUCGAGAUAAACCGAAUGGCUUCCCCAAGCACCAAGCGUACGUUUACGCUCAUGACGAUGGCGGCGCGCCGGGGUCUCAAUUAAGUAUUGCAGAGUUCAAUAUCAUUCUUUUGGACAUCAAUGAUAACGCCCCAUUUCUGAAUGUGACGGAAGUUGUUUGGUACGAAAAUCAAAAACCGGGACCGAUUAUUCAACUCACGGCAGAUGACUAUGACAGUCCAGAGAACGGUCCUCCUUUUAGUUACGCGAUAGCGAACGAAGCUAGUAGUGAUAUACGUAGAAAGUUUUCCAUACAUGACGAUAUUCUAAAUGCGGACGUAACAUUCGAUAGAGAAGAGCAGAAAUUUUAUCUUGUACCUAUCGCCGUAACCGACAGUGGCAGUCCAUCUCCCGCCACCGCCACUAGUUUCAUGAAGGUUAUCAUUGGCGAUGUUAACGAUAAUGAAGCGAAACCUGGCGAAAGUCAAAUAUUUGUCUACAAUUAUGAGGGAAAAUCUCCCGAUGUUUCGAUUGGUCGUGUUUAUGUUGACGAUCUCGAUGAUUGGGAUUUAAACGAUAAGUACUUUCAAUGGGCGUCUUUCGAAGAUGAGCAUUUUACGCUUAAUAACGAUAAUGGUACGAUCAUCAUGAAAAGUGGUACGCCCGCUGGGAAGUAUAUGUUGAAUUUCAUUGUUACCGAAGAGCAUCUACCCCUUAUCCCAAGGCACGAAGUCGAAGCGUCCGUGGAAGUUACUGUUAAAGAGAUACCAGAGGAAGCUGUACGCAAGUCAGGUUCGAUCCGUUUAUCGGGCAUUACGAUAGAGGACUUCAUCGCGAAAGAUAGUAAUGGGGUCAGUAGAAAGGAUUUGUUCCAAGCGUACUUUGCAAAGGUUUUCAACAAGACAUUGGAAAAUGUCGACGUCUUCACAGUGAUACCCACGCCAUCUAAUAGUUCAUAUAUAGAUGUGCGAUUCUCUGCACACGGAUCGCCAUAUUACUUACCUGAGAGCUUGAAUUCAAAAACAUACGAGCAUCAAGUGGAGCUCGAAGAUAUUUUAAAGGCCCAAUUCGUUCUUAUCAGCAUCAAUGAAUGCUUGAAGGAGUCCGUUUGCCCAGAACAUAACUCGUGCAACAAUAGACUGGAUAUCAAGGACACUGCAGCUGUGGUGUUUACUAAUAAAACAUCGUUUGUUGGCAUAAACGCAAUCGUCGAACCCAUUUGCGACUGUUUACCUUUAGAUUCUAUACAACCUAUAGAUGAUGAAUUGUGUUAUUCCAAUGGUAUCACCUUUACAGGUAACGGAUGGGCCUUGUAUCCACCAUUUGAAGCUUGCAACAAGUCUGAAAUACGAUUGGAAGUUCUUCCUCAGCAUGGCAACGGUCUCAUCAUUUACGCGGGUCCAUUUAGUACAUCACCUGAGCCAAUUGUUAGAGAUUUUAUGUCAUUAGAACUUCAAGAUGGUUAUCCUGUUUUAUUAGUCGAUUUUGGAACAGGUACAACAAUGAAGUUUGCAAAAAAACAGCUGACAGUUGGACAAAGUCACAGCAUUAGUAUCCUACUACAGCCAUUUGAAAUUCAAUUAAUAGUAGAUGACUGCCAUCAAAGCACAUGCGUGGCACUGGGCAAGCCGCCAGGUGAAAACGCACUGCUAAAUGUGAACGGUUUACUCCAAGUGGGAGGUGUGAGGUCCGAUUUAGAUGCGUUAAGCAAACAGUUGCAAUGGAAUUAUACCCCAACAAAUAAAGGCUUUGUUGGUUGGAUUCAUAACUUUACCUUCAAUGGGCAGCUGUACAACUUAGGAAUGCCGGCCGAAUCAUUAAAUGCGCAUCGCGAAUGUAAUUUCAAGGCAGCUAAAGCUGUGUCGUUUGGUAUUGAUACCAAUUUUAUAGUGGCUAUUUUGGUUUGCGUCGCUAUCUUGUUAAUAUUGCUGCUCGCUGUGGUCGUGCACAGACGGAAACAGGACAAUUGGAACGAAAAAGAUUCUGACGACAUUCGUGAGACUAUUAUCAAUUACGAAGACGAGGGAGGUGGCGAGUACGAUACUGGUUUUGAUAUGUCUGUACUGCGACGUGAGCAUUUGGAGGAUAAAGCUCCUGUGCAAGAAAGUCUCUACAAGCAGGCGGACGUUCCCGACAUAAGCGGUUUUCUUACCGAUAAGAAAGAUUCCUGUGACCGUGAUCAUAUGCCUUAUGAUGAUGUUCGCUAUUAUGCUUACGAAGGAGAUGGAAAUAGCAGUGGAUCGUUGUCUUCUCUAGCAUCAUGUACCGACGAAGGUGAUCUGAAAUUUAACUACUUAUCAAAUUUCGGACCACGGUUCCGUAAGUUGGCGGACAUGUACGGAGAAGAUCCGAGCGACGAGGACAGUCAGGAUGGCGGAGAAGAAUCAUGGUGUUAAUAUUACGAAAGUACUUAAAUUAUAUUUGACCAAAGAAGUCUUACUCCAUGUUUAAAAGUGUUGUUAAUUGGUCGAGUUGAAAAUUCUUUGGAAAACGCCCCGUAUUGAAUUUUAACUUGCCAUGACAAAAUUUAAACUAGAUUGCCUUAAACAUUUCGAAUAUAUUUCGUUCAUUCUGAUUAAGUAAUUGUAAAAUGUGUAAACUGUGAUAUUUAAAAAUUAAAUAUGUAUUAACGAUUUUACAUUCCUACGCAAUAUUGUAUAACCAUUAUUUUCGAAGUAAAUUAGGAUAGUGUCACCUGUAAAUUGCGCUUCGUGUCAAUGUUUUAGGCGAUUUUGGAGUAGUGGUAAAUCUUCCAUUAAUCUACACUUAAAACGAGAAUUUAUGGAGAGUUAAUCUUCUAGUCGAUCGGUGAUUUUUACAUGUUUGGAAGAUGUUCACAAUUCUUGGACUUUAUGUUGUCUAACCUCGGAAAAGAUGUUUACAGCUUGGGUUGAACGGCAGCUAAAUGAUCGUAAUUAGAAGUAGUGUAUAUAUAGGUUUAAAUAUUUUUUUUAUCAACACUCGGCUUAGUAAUUAUGGGAUAUACGCAAGAAACUGAGCAGGCGAGUAUAAAAUUGAACACAAAGUUCCUUUCGCAUAGAAUGGGAAUUAUUUCCGUGUGCAAAUUAAAAUCUAGUUUAAAUUUAGUUAUGAUUCCUCUUUCUUUGUUUCGUACGAAUCGCGCGAGUAAUUUGAUGUCUUAUAUCGCAUAUGAUUGAUUUUGUUCUUACGUUGUUUAAUGUUAAAUUGUGAUGGCAGCCAUAUAUAAAUAUAUUUAUAAUAUACAUGAUCUCCUGCGAGAAUAUUUUAAGUUUUAAUUGUAAGGCUUUGCGUUCAUUCCAUUUCUUAGUUUCAGGUGUAGUUAAUUACUUUGUAAGCAUUUUUUAAGAAGUAUUAAACAUUAUUUAUGUUAAAAAAAGGUUUUGAUAAGCAAACUGUGCAUUUGUUAAUUUUUUUUGUUGCCUUAAUUUAUUUUGGCGGGCAAUUUGCAGCAUUCGCAGUGAUGUCUUUAUAUUGAAGAAAUAUGUGAAUCUAUAGAAGAAAAUAGAAAGUAUUUUUACAAUAUCUAGAUUUAUAUUAAGUAGCGUAUAUAAUAUCAUACUGAUGAAGUGACCUUCUAUUUUAGGUAUCUGUUUUUUAAAUGAAGUCUAAUGAAAUCUUGCUCACUGCCAUUAAACAUUGACUUACAGUAUGAUUGUUAAAUAAAGGCUAAAUAUUGA